This is a messenger RNA of Aegilops tauschii subsp. strangulata, 822 nucleotides long. Lineage: Eukaryota; Viridiplantae; Streptophyta; Magnoliopsida; Poales; Poaceae. The record is from RefSeq and is a predicted model, not a curated record.
AUGUGCGCGUCCCGCCUCUCCCUGGCCGCGUUCGGCCACGCGUCGGCCACCCCGAGCCACGGCCCCUCGCCCGCGCGCGCUCUGCGGCUGCGCCCCCGCGCCGUCCCACGGCCCGCUCUGCCCCGACCACCGUGCGCUCGCCACCUCCCGCCGCUCCGCUCCCCCUGCGACCAUCUGCGCCCGCAGCGGCGCCCAUCGCGCGCCCUCCCCCGCUCAACGCGCCCAACGCCCGAUGCCCGACGCCCGAUGCCCGCGGCCCUCUGUCGCUGCUCCUCUUCUCCUGCGGCUGCUACUGCUCAUGUGGUGGCCGCCGACGCCUCGCUGGCGCAGCGCCCCGCCCCACCAGCCUCUCCCCGCAAUGCCCUAUCGGGCGGGCUGGCGCCCGUCGCCUGGUUCCGCCCGCUGCCCGCUAAACCAUCCCGCUACUCACCUUCACCACAUGCAUGCGCGUCCCACCUCUCCGUGGCCGCAUCCGGCCACACGCCGGCCACCCCGAGCCACGACCCCUCGCCCGCGCGCGCUCUGCGGCUGCGCCCCGCGCCGUCCCGCGGCCCGCUCUGCCCCUACCACCACGCGCUCGCCGCCACCCACCGCUCCGCUCCCCCCUGCGCCCAUCUCCGCCCGCCGCGGCGCCCAUCACGCGCCCUCCCCAGCUCAGCGCGCCCGAUGCCCGCCGCCCUCUGCCGCUGCUCCUCUUCACCUGCGGCUGCUACCGCUCAUGUGGUGGCCGCCGGCGUCCCGCCUAGCCCUGCCAGGCUCGCCCCGCAGAGCCCUGUCGGGCAGGCUGGCGCCCGUCGCCCGGUUCCGCCUGCUGUCUGCUAG